Molecule: messenger RNA, 1104 nt
Organism: Salvia hispanica
Lineage: Eukaryota; Viridiplantae; Streptophyta; Magnoliopsida; Lamiales; Lamiaceae
Source: RefSeq, a predicted model, not a curated record
UUCGAUAGCAAGAAGCGGUAAUUAUUGUCCUCUAGAUAUUAAAAGUUGGCAUGCCAUUUCAAAGGAGAAAAAAACCGAGAUGCUUGACAUUGUAAAGUUACGAUUCCAUGUCCCUAUCACUGCUGAGAAGUGGAUUCUGGAAUCUAUCAACCUUAAAUGGAGAAACUGGAAGCAUUACUUGAAAACACGAUACUGGGCUAAUGUACCUAUCGAGCAUUUAAUAGAUGAUAGGGACGAAAGAGUUUUGAAAGUUCAAUGGAUCAAUCUCCUUGCCUAUUGGAGAACAGAACAUGCCAAGAAUGCAAGCAAGAGAAACAAAAUAGCGCGAGAGAAAAAAAUGAAUCAAAGAACAGGAAAGAAGUCGUUUGCCCAAGUUAAAGCCAAAAUGACCAAAGAACUUGGACAAUGCCCAUCUCGUGUCCAACUUUUCAAAACUUGUUUUGUUUCUUCAAAUGGAAGCACAAGUGAUGCGGUCUCUAGCAAAAUUUCAGCAAUGGAAGAUCGUAGUGAUCAAUCUCUUGAGAGUUCUGAUGAUGCAAUUGCUCCAGAUGAUAUCUUUGCCCAAAUCAUGGGGAAGGAUAGACCCGGCCAUGUAAGAAUGAUGGGUAAGGGAGUGCGUCCUUCAGAUUUGUGGAAUGAAACUUCUAAAAGCACAUCAAACCGUUUGCUAGUGGAGUAUCGAGAAAAGAUUGAACGGCUAGAGGCAAGGCUUGCAACACAAGAAAGAGCUUGUGCUUCACAAGCAGACACUAGGCCAAAUGUGAUAGUCUCUAAGCCUCCCUCAGUAAAUGCUACAACAGCUCAUAUUGAUCAGGUUGGUACAUAUGUGUCUCUAAGAAGCGUUUUCACAAAUAAAAUCGUUGCGAAAGGAUGUAUUCAUAGCAUAGAUCCAAGUACAAAAGUUGGCGGACAAAUGUUGGGAUUGAAUUGGUGUGAAAUAAAUGUUAAAGUUGUGGUUGAACCUAAGGAGCAAUUGAUCAGACCCUACGACAACUUGCAAGAGCUUUCCCAGACAGUUGGUCAUAUGAUUGCUUGGCCAUGUUUUUUGGUGGCAUCCAUUAAGUGACAACCAUUGAAUAUUGAUAAAUUCUCUUGGACUACAGG